AUGGACACCAUCGUAGAAGAAGAAACGACUCGUGAGGAAUUGGAGGAUAAUAUCGGUGAAGAAGACAUGACGUUGGAUCAGCUGAGGGAAACGCUCCGUCUUGAAAGGGAACGAUAUAGGGAUCUAACGGAGCAGCAUGCCCGAUUGACGAAGAAAAAUGCCAGGUUAAUGUUGCAGAAUCGUCAAUUGAACGAAGAAGCGGCAACUGACGCCACAGAUUCGGAGAUUAACGUGAUAUCAUCAGGAGAAGAAAAGUUACGAAGAAGGAGAUACACCCGCGAGGACGACGGAGGAGAGCGGAGAAGGAAGCGACGAAGAGAAAACAGUGAAGAGAUAAGACUAAGAAGAGCAUUGGAAAUAUCAAGUUGGGAAGAUCAAAGGCGAAGAUAUGAAGAAGAGAAGAAGCAUGCUGAAAAUGGGAGGAGAAGAGAAGAUGAAAGACAGCUCGAAUUCAACCGGAAGGAUGAGGAAGAAAGGAUACAUGGUGAAGGAAGGCUCAGUGUGAUGAGAGGAAACCGUUGGGAGAGAAAUGGAGGGAACCUGAACCAGGAAGUCUUGGAUGAGCCGCGAGAUAUGAGAACACUGAUAAAAAAUUACCGAAGAGGCAGCAGAGUGCAGAUGGCGGAGGAAAUAUAA
This is a messenger RNA of Papaver somniferum (opium poppy), 636 nucleotides long. RefSeq names its product trichohyalin-like. The coding region runs from base 1 to 636 and encodes 211 amino acids. NCBI's taxonomy places the organism in Eukaryota, Viridiplantae, Streptophyta, Magnoliopsida, Ranunculales, Papaveraceae. The record is from RefSeq and is a predicted model, not a curated record. The transcript has a single exon.